Molecule: messenger RNA, 276 nt
Organism: Rhodotorula toruloides NP11
Lineage: Eukaryota; Fungi; Basidiomycota; Microbotryomycetes; Sporidiobolales; Sporidiobolaceae
Product: delta-9 fatty acid desaturase
Exons: 2
Coding region: 1-276 (91 amino acids)
Biological process (GO): unsaturated fatty acid biosynthetic process
Cellular component (GO): endoplasmic reticulum membrane
Molecular function (GO): stearoyl-CoA 9-desaturase activity; iron ion binding
Source: RefSeq, a predicted model, not a curated record
AUGGACAACAAGGGUCAUGCUGACUUCCUCACGGCGCUCGCGACCAUCGGCGAGGGCUACCACAACUUCCACCACGAGUUCCCCUCCGACUACCGCAACGCACUUCGAUGGUGGCAGUACGACCCGACUAAGCUCUUCAUCUGGACGAUGUCGAAGCUCGGAUUGGCGUCGCAGCUCAGGACGUUCCCCGACAACGAGAUCAAGAAGGGCCAGUACGCCAUCCUGUCCGACCCAGGCUCUGCGCUGUCGUCUCGGCGCCAUGAAAGCGCUUCUUAG